AUGCUCGGGCCCCCAGAGUCCUCCCCACACCAUCACCUUUUCGCCACAUCUCCCCUGAAGAAUAGCUAUCGCAAUGACCUCUUCAGUGAAUGGAUACCUGACCGCUCGAAGAUAACGUACUUUGCCAUAUCCGUGCUUUUGGGCUAUUAUAUUUUCAUGUACCUCGGCCUCCUCACUUCCGUCUUUUUCCAAACCGUCUGGAACAUCAUCGUCUUCUUUACUCCUUCGCGCUUCGUUUUUGCUCUAGAUAAAGGCUCUCCUGAUCGAGAUCCCGCUAAGUUGGACGCCUACUCCUCGCUAACACGCAGAGCUCGCCAUUCCGCGAAGAGUGACGCCAUGCAGAGGAUUCUCGGCUUGGAUACGAACUCGAUACUCACGACUUUUCCGCGGGGCAGGAGUCUCACAGGGAUAGGACAGGCCUUUUUGGGAAUUAAAGAUUCCUGUCCUCCCGGACUUGGCAACUGGGAUAACUCCUGCUAUCAAAAUAGCAUCAUCCAAGGAUUCGCUUCGCUACGAACGCUGGAUAGGUUUUUGGAGGGGAAUAUCCGCGAGUUGGAGGAUCGCGAUCCGUUUUAUACACACGCUGCGCUAAGGGAUAUAAUUACCAAGCUAAACAGUCCAGCUUACGGUGGUCGAAAGUUAUGGACUCCUCCAGAACUGAAGUCUAUGAGCAGUUGGCAGCAACAAGAUGCGCAGGAAUACUUUUCGAAAGUGGUUGACCAAGUCGAUAAGGAAUUACGCCGCGCUUCCAGGGGUUUAACAAGUGAUGCUGGCUUAAGAUUUGUUGAUACUCAACGGAAUGGUCAUAAAGUUGGUCCCUUUUCAGCCUACGAAGGACGGCACUUGAAAGACCAACUCAAAAGACCUCCAGCGUACGGGGAGUAUACUUCUUCCUUCCGCAAUCCACUCGAGGGCCUUCUUGCUCAACGGGUUGGCUGUAUGCAAUGUGGGUGGACUGAGGGACUUUCUCUUAUCCCAUUUAACUGUCUUACGGUUCCCCUAGGCUCUAAUUGGGAAUAUGAUAUCCGCGAAUGCUUGGAUGAGUAUACGGCCUUAGAGCCUAUUGAAGGUGUCGAAUGCGCUAAAUGCACACUUCUACGAACCCAAGGCCAGCUAGAGCAGCUGUUGAAACAGAUCGAUUCGGAUGCGGAACUUGAGGAGGGAACCACUACACCUCGAUUGACCGAAGCCCUGCGAAGUUCGGCAGAGUCAAGGCUAAAAGUUGUCCAACAAGCUCUCGAGGACGAGGACUUCUCUGAAAAGACUUUAUCUGAGAAGUGCCAUAUCCCAGCCCGCAAUCGUGUUUCCUCCACCAAAUCGAGGCAAGCUGUCAUCGCACGAGCACCCAAGUCUCUGGUAAUCCAUGUCAACCGGAGUGUAUUCAAUGAAAUGACCGGCAUGCUUCGGAAAAAUUCUGCAGAUGUAAGAUUUCCUAGAGUUUUAGAUUUGGGUGAAUGGUGUUUGGGAUCAAGAUCGAUGGGCGAAACAGACGACGAGAUUUCAGAGCACUGGGGUAUAGAUCCUUCAGAGUCCAUGCUUUCUCGUCCUGGAACAAAUUCGGAAAUGCUUAGCAGACGCUAUGAGCUGCGCGCUGUUAUAACGCAUUACGGUCGACAUGAAAAUGGGCAUUAUAUCUGUUAUCGAAAAUACUCCAUGGAACUGUUUCCCACUUCUGUCCCCAAGGCGGUUUUGGAUGCGGAUGGAGAGAAGGACAGGGCGGAACGUUGGUUCAGACUUAGUGAUGAAAAUGUCAGCUUAGUCAGUGAGAACAAUGUGCUCUCUCAGGGAGGCGUAUUCAUGCUCUUUUACGAAUGCAUAGACGAGUCCCGUGGUUCAGCGACUGGAGAAGCCGAUCAGAGCCAAUCCGAGGAGGAAGGUAUCCCUUUAGAGGAGCUUUCAUGCAGUUCUCAAGAAUGUGAAUCAACUAGUGCCUUACUCUCUCGCCAUACUGAUAAGAAAGAAGAAACCCUAUGCGACUCUUCAGGGACAUCGACUGGUUCUGCGGGCCAUCCUUCCCCGCCAGAAUCCGAAGCGUCUGAUACACCUUCAUCCUCGCUCUCCAGUGAAGACAGCAAUCUUUCCACGGCAAAUAAAAUCGAACUUGCUCCAGCGAUGAAGACAUCGGUGGCACCAUUCGAGAAGAGCGGGGAGACCCUCCCCUCCGUGGUAACAGCAUUACGAUGA
Messenger RNA from Paracoccidioides lutzii Pb01, 2184 nucleotides. RefSeq lists its product as hypothetical. Gene Ontology annotation, biological process: protein deubiquitination. The record is from RefSeq and is a predicted model, not a curated record. Gene Ontology annotation, cellular component: cytosol; nucleus. The transcript has a single exon. The coding region runs from base 1 to 2184 and encodes 727 amino acids. Gene Ontology annotation, molecular function: cysteine-type deubiquitinase activity; cysteine-type endopeptidase activity.